AUCUGCUCACAAGUGCCCACAAGGACUGUCCUAUGCCCCAGGGCACGGACCUCCUGAACCCACAUCUACCCUCCAGCCACCCACCAACCUUUGCUCCAGACAAUGUCACUGGCAAGGACAAACAGAUGGAUUUCUGUUGGGAUCCUUGGCAGAGGUGCUUCCAGACCACCAACGGCUACCUGUCUGACUCCAGAGCCUGUUCCAGCAAUUACAGCGUAGCAGCCCUGGCCACCGCAUCCCUUGUGGGGGUGGUGCAGAGCAUCAAGGACCACAUCACAAAGCCCACGGCCAUGGCCCGUGGCCGAGUGGCCCACCUCAUCGAGUGGAAGGGCUGGAGUGCCCAGCGGUCAGGCUGGGAGCUGUCCCCUGCCGAGGACGAGCAUUACUGCUGCCUCCCGGAUGAGCUGUGUGAGGCUCGCUUUGCUGCAGGGGUUGCAGAGCAGUUUGCUAUCACGGAAGCCACUCUGAGCGCCUGGUCCUCACUGGAUGAUGAAGAGCUGCACCUUGAAAACAGCACCCUGGACGCCCUCCAGCUGCAGGACCUGGAGAGCAUCUACCUUCAGGACAGCCUUCUGAGUGGCCCCUCGCAGGACGACAGUCUCUUGGCCUUCUCCUCCCCUGGCCUCUCCCCUGACGGCUGGCCCUCACCUGAGGAACCCCCCAUCACAGCUGCUGAUCCCCAACCACCCAGCCCUGCACAGCAGCAUCGACGACGGCUGCCAGGGGGUCCUGGAUCUGAAGGUGGGGUGCACCUACAAGGCUCCCUGCCCUCGGUGGACAGUGGCUCGCUCUCAGAGGAGGAGGAUGAGGUGUUCUAUAACUGAGGCUGGGCUGGGCCGGGCCAGCACCUGCUCAUAUCACCACUUGGGCUGGUGGAGCUCAUGCAUAAUAGGACCCUGGAGUCCACUGCUAAGCAUCUCUUGACUCCUCGGGCCAGGCAUGGAGUGGGGUGCAGCAAGGAU
This is a messenger RNA of Castor canadensis (American beaver), 962 nucleotides long. Lineage: Eukaryota; Metazoa; Chordata; Mammalia; Rodentia; Castoridae. The record is from RefSeq and is a predicted model, not a curated record.